This is a messenger RNA of Carassius carassius (crucian carp), 1256 nucleotides long. Its product is annotated as retinol-binding protein 1-like. The record is from RefSeq and is a predicted model, not a curated record. The coding region runs from base 315 to 731 and encodes 138 amino acids. The transcript is spliced from 4 exons. NCBI's taxonomy places the organism in Eukaryota, Metazoa, Chordata, Actinopteri, Cypriniformes, Cyprinidae. Gene Ontology annotation, cellular component: cytosol; nucleus. Gene Ontology annotation, biological process: fatty acid transport. Gene Ontology annotation, molecular function: fatty acid binding.
CGCUUUUGGGUUACUUACAGAGGACGAACCGGAGCAAAGUCUUGGGGUAUUGUGUAACGCAACAUCACGGAAUAAAUUCCCGGAAACACUGACCACAGAUUCCACUCGGUGUCUUCACUUCGCCUGCUAUUAGCAGGAAACGGCGUCAGUCGCGCUAUAAUUUAACCAAAUUAACUAGCGAACAAUGCGAUAGUGCAGCCAAGUCACACGGAUAGAGAUCCAGACAGAUAACCAGAGGAAAAGUGAGCCCACAGAGGUACAGAACACACAAGGUUUGGUUGGAUUCGUGUCAAACAAAAAAGCAAACUAAGAAAAUGUCCAAACCUAAUUAUACUGGCAUUUACCACAUGGUUUCCCAGGAAAAUUUUGAAGGAUAUCUCGCGGCUUUGGAUGUUAAUUAUGCAUUAAGGAAAAUUGUCUCCAUUCUGAAACCCAGCAAACAUAUUGAACAUGAUGUAAACACUGGAAAGAUGAAGAUUAAGACAGUCACCACCUUUAAGAACUUUGACAUGGACUUCACUUUGGGACAGGAGUUCACUGAGGACCUGGGAGCAGUCGAUGGGCGAAAGUGCCAGACCACAGUGAAUUGGGACGGUGAUAAAUUGAUCUGCGUGCAGCGAGGAGAGAAAGAGGGCAGAGGCUGGACACACUGGCUAGAUGGAAACCUCCUCCAUUUGGAGAUGAGGGCUCAGGGUGUCACUGCCAAGCAAGUCUUUAAGAAGGCUGAGUGAGGAUGGAGAGAAGAGAGAGAAAUAGAGGGGCCAUUUGCUGGGGUUUUUGAGCUCAGUUUGUUCUUAGAGCCCAGGGUUCACAAAGAGGCCAUAUUGCAACAGUGAUUUGUCCCUGAGCUGCAACAAAUAGUGUUUAAAUGGAGACUACAAAUGAAGAAAUUGGUUCAAAAUUUAAAUGCAAAGGUUAAAUGAGAUCACAACAAUACAGCCCUGUUGCCCUCUGUGAACAUUUAUCAAUGGUACUGUAAAAUAUGGAUCAGGCGAGAUUCAUGGCACCCUAAUAUUGUAUUCUGCAGAUAUGUUAAAAGUAAGCAGAAGCAUUGAGCCAGUGGUUUAGCUAGUCAGGUGCAACUUGAAUUCUUGAUUUCUACAUUUUAUCAUAUAAAUCUGUGUGAUAGGAUUUUGAUUAAUUGCAAUAGUCAAACAUUGUCUAAAAGUGCUGAAAUUCCUGUGGUCUGAAAUAUGUAGAUUUGUCCACUUUAGAAUAUAACCAUUUAUAUUAACAUAAAAUCCUGUUUGUAUGAA